Molecule: messenger RNA, 2053 nt
Organism: Vitis vinifera (wine grape)
Lineage: Eukaryota; Viridiplantae; Streptophyta; Magnoliopsida; Vitales; Vitaceae
Product: rust resistance kinase Lr10-like
Exons: 5
Coding region: 755-1837 (360 amino acids)
Biological process (GO): protein phosphorylation
Molecular function (GO): protein kinase activity; ATP binding
Source: RefSeq, a predicted model, not a curated record
CUUCAGGGGCUCGAUAUUUCAUUCUUGCUCUUCCGUUGCAAAAGCGAAUGCCAUAUGAAAGGGCCAUACUGCGAUCUAGAUUGGACCAAAAAUACUGUAAAAUGAUACUCUUUUGGGUAUUGGUUCUCUGAAUAUUUGGAAUCUUUAAGGGAUCGAAGCACCUUUUCAAGCAACGGUGUGAGAGAAAGAUACAACUACUGCUACCACUAUGAAACUGCACUUUACCUUGGUUGGGUAAUAAGAUACAUAGGUAAGUCUUUCAAAUAUCAAUAAAUAGAUUGCUGCAAAGGAUACUAUGUUUUUUUUAGAGCUCAUUUUGCCUUAGUCUUUUAGAAGUUUUUUCAAUGAAGAUUGUAUAAAGGUGCCUAGUUUUAUUAUUCUACAUUUGGUUAUACAAAUAUAAAUUGGAAUUCCAUUUUUAUGAAAUUCAGAAUUUUCAUUUCAAAUGAAAUUAUAUAUUUUUCUAGAUUUGUUAUAUAUUGAAUUUUAAAUUUAUUUAGAGUACAACCAAAUUGAAAAUUGGGCAUCCAAUUCCAUUUCCCAAUUUUAAGCAACUAAACAAAAUUUCUCUUUCAUUUCGUACAUUGAAUGGAAAUCUAAAAACAUCUUUCUAUUGAGUCAACCAAUAAGCAAUUAUAUGGGUGAAAUGACUUUUUAAACAAUCUUAUUUGGAUUUGAUAAUUGAAUGUAGAUGAUGAUACACCUUCCUCUAAUGUUUUUUUUUUCGAAUAUUUUUAACAUGUGAUUUAUAGGCAUGAUCAUCAUCGGGAGGGCCAUACCUGGUAUUUUGUGUUUGCUUGUCUAUUUAAUCUACAAGUUUCGACGAAGACACUUAUCAUUGGAUGAUGGUAUUGAAGAAUUUCUACAUAGCCAUAAAAAUCUUCAGCGAAUCAAAUACUCAUAUUCGGAGCUAAAAAAGAUGACUCAUAAUUUUAAGAAUAAAUUAGGUCAAGGAGGUUUUGACUCUGUGUACAAAGGAAAACUCCAAAGUGGUCGCAUUGUAGCUGUAAAAAUGUUAGUUAUGUCAAAAGCUAAUGGGCAAGAUUUCAUCAAUGAAGUUGCUACAAUCGGAAGGAUUCAUCAUGUUAAUGUUGUGAGACUUGUUGGAUUUUGUAUACAGAGAUCAAAAUGGGCUCUUGUAUAUGACUUCAUGCCGAAUGGGUCUCUUGAUAAGUUUGUUUUUCUUGACCAAGGAAACAACAUUCCCUUGAUUUGGGAAAGAUUAUACAAGAUUGCACUUGGAGUGGGACGUGGGAUUGAAUACUUACAUCAGGGAUGUGACAUGCAAAUUCUCCAUUUUGAUAUCAAGCCACACAACAUUCUUCUUGAUGAAGACUUCACACCAAAAGUUUCAAAUUUUGGUCUUGCCAAAUUAUAUUCAACAAAUGAUAGUAUUGUAUCCAUCACUGCUGCUAGAGGAACCUUGGGCUACAUUGCUCCUAAAUUGUUCUACAAAAACAUUGGAGGUGUAUCAUUUAAGGCUGAUGUUUAUAGUUUUGGAAUGUUGUUAUUGGAAAUGGUAGGGAAAAGGAAGAAUGUUAACACAUUUGCAGAACAUUCAAGUCAAAUGUAUUUCACAUCAUGGAUUUAUAAUAGAUAUGAUCAAGAAGAGGACAUGAAAAUGGGAGAUGCCACUGAGGAUGAAAAAAGGUAUGUAAGGAAAAUGGUGAUAGUUGCACUAUGGUGUAUACAAAUGAAGCCUAUAGAUCGUCCUUCAAUGAGCCAAGCAUUGGAGAUGCUUGAAGGAGAGGUUGAACUCUCGAAAAUGCCUCCUAAGCCAACUCUAUGGUCUAUUGAUAAUCAUGAGCAAUUCAUGGUAGAGGCAUCAACUUCAUAAUCCAAUUCCAUGGGUACAAUUACCUUAAAGGAAAGGUAGUACUACACCAUCUAGUUGCUUAUUUUGUGAUCCAAUAAUAAUGUGUGAUUGUGUCUUAUGUGUAAGGUUUCUAUGAGAUCCGUCUAUGUAAUAAGAUAAAGUUUCUUCUUCAAACAAUAGUUUGGUUCCUUGUAAGUGAGGCUAUGUACGAGUAAUAAAAUAUCAUUUUAGAUGUAA